UGCCGUGUUUGUGUCAAUUAACUUAAAACGCCACUCUCUCAAGUCUGUGUGGCAUACAAUUUUAUGUUGGCAUGUGGCGCACAAUUCGUCGAAAAAAUGGAGACCGUGUUUUGACGGAAAUUAUCACUGUUAGCUAAUCAGGUGUCGCAGCUUGGGCCCACAAAAUGCCUCAGGUUUGGCGACAAUAUUUUUUCGUUCUCGUGCUUAUUUGCGAAGGACUUGUUCGAGCACAGGAAGAGAAUCGUGUGGUGUUUUCUCUGGGAACCUUCCAAAAUGUAAGCAUUCCUGAAAACGGGACUGUGCAGGCUGUGGUGUCCAGAAUUCCCGCCGAAGUUUCCUUUAUAAUACUACAGUUCCACACGCAACACCGCAAUGCUACACUCAGUUAUUCAACGGAACCCUCGUUUGGUGAGUCAGUGUCUGGUGUGGAUACAGGGCUUAUCUCCCCGCUCAGGCCCACUCAGACAGAUCUCUCCUGGUUCCUCACAUCAUCUGAUGGAGACACUCUGACAGGCACUGGAGUCAUCCUACCCUACACGGGCAGUGAUCCAGUUCCUGGGGCCUGUAAUCUGGAGUUUCCUCUGGACAUCGAUCCAAAUAUCUACUUGCGAUACAAUCUGUAUGAGACGAUUAUCACCUUUGCUCCAGCAAAUAUAGGAUAUGCACGAGGGUCCACUCCGCCUCCCUGUGAUGUAAGCACUGGUUCCAGUUCACGGUGGCGACUGGUGUAUGAUAUUUACCAGUAUUUCCUGCCUGAGAACGACCUGUCGGUGCAAAGUCUUGUCAGUGGCUUACAGAGAGUGGCCAACGUGCAGAACACAGUGGGAAAUGGGAGAAAGCUGAUGACGUUGUCAUCCAACGAUAAAACAGCAUUGUCGUUUAACUCCAUCCCAGGCCAGGGUGUGAUUUACACAGUGGUUGUGAGAGAUCCAGUGCUAAACACAUCAGCCUCUUAUGUGCCUGUCCACACCUACGCAUGCAGUUUCACUUCCACCCUGGAUGGUUGCUCCACCUUAGGGAAAAUAUCUACCAAAAUAUUUUUCACUCUUACUGGUAUUGCUGGACUUUUUGUGUGUUUCUUUGGCCACCGUUUCUUCAAAUGUGAAUUGUUUUGCAUGGGUUUUGCAUUUGGAGCGUUCUUCUUUUUUGUCCUCAUCACCAGGACCACUACUCUGAACUAUGACAUUCGACUGGUGUUGACAGCGGUUAUGGGCGUGGUCGGAGGCGUGUUGCUGGUGAUGAGCUGGUGGAGGUUUGGCUCAGUAAUGGCCUGUGUCAUAGUGGUUGGACUGAUCCUUGGCUUCCUCCUGUCCUCCAUUGUCUUCUUCACACCACUUGGUGACCUGUCUGUGUUCCGUGACGAUAUCGUGUUCUGGGUAACAUUCACCUGCAUCAUGCUCUUUGUUCCCCUGUUCUUCAUUCGCUGGCCCAGAGAGGGUAAUAUAACCACAUGUGGGGUGGUGGGGGCAUACACUGUGGUGUUGGCAGUGAAUGCAUACACCUAUACCAGCCUGUCAUACAUCACGUUGGACGUUCUCAAACGCUUUCUCAACGACAACUUCAGUCGAGCUUUCAUUGCUGUACCCCUGCAAGACAUUGAUUUCAUCAUGAUUACGGUGUGGGUGGUUCUGGGAGUCUCUGGCAUCAUACUGCAGCUGUUCCGAGAGAGGAGCCGACCGUUUUUCCCACCUAGUCCGUAUGUGAUGUGGCGUCAGGAGAGGGAGCGAAGGAAAACGAACGUUUUGGACCCGAGCCAUCACACGCCGUCCUUCCCAUCACGUCUGCUGGCUCGUGUACAUCAGCUCACACACCGCAGAGAGCCUGCUGGGGAACGCACCCCGCUCCUCCUUUAGCCCUGAACCUGUGACUGAUGACAGGGGGAGGAGGCUCCAACGACUGUGUCUGAGCCCCUCCGAGUGCAUACUAAGACACUUCCUUAUGCUGCCCUCUGCUGUUCAGGCAGAGGCACUGCAGUCUCAGGGAUGAGGCUGUUUGUGAAGUGGGAUGUAUAGACAGCAUUCAGUGGGAUUUUAACACACGCUCUCUUGCAGACGUUGCAUUGACUCAGGAUGUGUUUAUAUAAUGUAUGGGAUAGAAUGUGUGUGUGUAUGUGUAUGAGUGAAAACGCGUGCUGUUUUAAACUGUGUUUAGUGUGUGGCACAGUAUAACUACAUUGUGUCUGUUAACACCAUUCCUCAUAGACUGACUGCCGCAGUGACUAAUCACAAACUCAGGUCAGAGGUCACGUCUGCCUGAUUCUGAGGAGGUCCAGGGUUGGGAUUAUUGGUCACUUCAUUGUCCUGUGCUCUGUGUCUGUGUCCAGGGUGCCAUGCAGUCAGUACAAUGGGACAUCGACACAACUUCACUGUGUGUGACCGAGCCUGUGUCAGCUCAUUCUGAAUGACUGCUGCAGUAACACUGAUAGUGAUUCUGAUCCCUGUGCAUGUGAAUCAGUGUGGGGAGUUCAGUGAUUCUCUGAACUGCUCUGUGUGACAAAGGUCAUUUGAGAUCAUUGUCUCAACACUGCUGGUAGCCACUGAAUCAGACUGACUCUGAGGAGAUCAUGAAAACAAAGUGCUUAGGAACCCUUUUUAAAUUUCUUAAAUUUCUACUCUUUUGUCCAAAAUGAUAGCCUUUCAUAUUUUAAAAUGAAUUUUGGAUUCCAUUCUUACCAAACUACAAUUCAUUCUGAUACGAUUUGAUAUUAUGACUUUUUAUACAUCUAUGUCCCUGUUGUGGUAUCUCUGUUUGUGAACAUGAUUCUUUUCCUUGUGCCAUAUUUUCGUCACCAUAGAGAUGUUUUAAGAUAAUUCUAGAAGAGUCAUUUUACUGUAAUUCUGAAUCAUUGUUUUAGCUCCUGUCACAGUACAUGUCCUACUAAGCCUGAGACUGGCUCAUUAGAAAGAGGAAAAGUGUUGACGGAUGGAUUCUUUUUACAUUUAAGUGCCCCCUUUGCCAAAAUAUAACGUUCAGCUUCAGUGUUCAGUGAAAAGGCCGAGAGUUCUCAGAGAAAGCUUCUAACCCUCUUAACGUCCAGUCUUGUAAAUUAUUGGUCUCCUACAGCUGCUCACUAAAUGUUAAUAUGGAUAUUGAAUCAUGUUUUGGUGGCAUUACUAAAUAUUAGGUGGGUUAAUCACAAGAUGUGUAGUGUUAAAAUGAGAAGUUUGGUGGUUAGUUGAUUCCAGACCCACUCAGAAGAGCAGACUGAAUGACAGGUUGACAUUUGCUUAGUGUUACAGCCUAGAAUAUGAAUGCAGAAUUCCCUCAGGUGACUGUAGUCAUGUGAUGUGAUGCAUGUUCUUGGUAUUACUGAUUCUGGCUGAAAUUGUCUCAAAUGUUCUCGGUUGUUUGGGGGAUACUUGGACAGGAACUUUGAUGGUUGCUUGACUGGUUUAACUGGAUUAUCGUAAAAAAUGCUCUCACGCUUUAAUGGCUUCCUUAUGUUUGACCAAGUCGUUUGAUCUUUUUUUUUUUUGUUUUGUUUUUUUUAAUAAUAACCAGUUGGUAGUCUGUAAGUAAUUAGUGCAGUUUCUCAUCUUAUCCAGAUGUUUAGCACAGCUUGCAGAGACUGCUUGUUGAAAAAGCUUUUGGCAUGGAAAUGAGGCACUUUAGGAAAUACCACUGUUUUUGUCACUGAGAUUGUAUAUUUUUGCUGCUGAAAUUUGCACAUCCAGGUGUUUCUGGAAACUAUUUAAAGCUAAAUAAAAUUUGAGUGCCAUUAAUUCCCUCUAAUGAAAACUGAGAUGCACUAGAAUACAAAUUAGAUUGCCAUUUACCAUGUUUACUGUGCUCUUGUUAUAUGGAGAAUGCUGUUUUUGUUGUGUGUACAGGCAUAAUCUGAGGAACAGGGAUACUUUGAGAGUGGACCAUUAACGUGUAUAUGUGUCAGUGUAUUUCAUAUGCAGGGUAGAUGAUUUUUGGAGGACAGCAGAGAGUGAGUUUGUAUAGAAUAGGGUACAUGUGUGACUAGAGGCUUGAACUGGAUGCUGCUGUAGUUUACCAGGCUCCAAUGAAGAAGUUCUAUCCCAAAGCCCUAUACAAGUACUCUAUGAGCUUUAGCACUCAACACAAUAAUGAACACUGAAGGACAAUACCAGCAAUUAUUAGAAAUGUAUUACAUUAAAUGACUUCUUGUAUCACAGCCUUCCUUUAAUCCUUUUGAGUAUAAACAUCAUUUGUGUUUGAGAGAAUGUGCCUCUUCCCUGUCAUAUCAAACCACAUCAGUGGACCUUGUUGCCUUUUUUUUUAGACAUUGUCUUAAAUGAAUAACAUCAUGGCUUCAGUAAGA
Messenger RNA from Chanos chanos (milkfish), 4288 nucleotides. RefSeq names its product transmembrane 7 superfamily member 3 (gene tm7sf3). Gene Ontology annotation, cellular component: plasma membrane. The coding region runs from base 165 to 1853 and encodes 562 amino acids. Gene Ontology annotation, biological process: negative regulation of programmed cell death. Lineage: Eukaryota; Metazoa; Chordata; Actinopteri; Gonorynchiformes; Chanidae. The record is from RefSeq and is a predicted model, not a curated record. The transcript is spliced from 12 exons.